AUGGUUAUUCCACAGUCUCAAACAGCAUCGAAUGAAUCAAGAUUAGAAUUAGAUAAGAAUAAAAAAAAUUACAUUAAUGCAUUAACUUUAUCAAAACGAUUAUCUGAUCGUUAUUCUGGUCAUCAAGCAUUAAAAAAUAUAUUCCAUCCUGAAACAUGCCGUUUACGUGAUAAAUUUAAACAAAUGUGUGAAACACUCUUAUUCGACGAUUCAAUUGAUUAUGGAUUAAAAAUUAUCGAUUUACUUUGGCGAAAAGCUGCUUAUGAACCCAUACAAAUAUUUAAACGAUAUCGACAAGACUAUGAUGAAUCAACAAUAGUAGAUGUUCAAAUAUCGUAUCGUAUGCAUUUAUUAUCUGUAUUUGGUUUCUAUUCAAAUCUAUUAAUUAAAUUCGUAUCAAUGAUAAAACCAUAUCGAAAUAUGAGUCAUUUUUUUGAUUUCAUUCAAUUAUUUAAUGAAAACAAAUCUGUUAAUAUAACAACAACAAAAAUUGACAAUUUAAUUGAAUCAUUAUUAAAACUUCUUCAUAAAUGUUUAGUUUGUUUGGGUGAUAUUAGUAGAUAUUUAAGCGAAUAUGAUGGAUGCAUUCAAACAGCAGAAAAAUAUUAUACUAUGGCCGUUCUUCUUGAUCCAGAGAUUGGAAUGCCUUUGAAUCAAUUGGGAACUUUAUGUGGCCGAUCAAAUAGUAGUUCCGAUGCAGCAUUUUUCUAUUUACUUUGCUUGAGUGCAGUACAUCCAUUUGAGGGUGCUAAAGACAAUUUACAAAUGCUUUUUGAACGAAAUGAAAAACGAUUUCUGGAAUUAACUAAACAACAAACAAAAAACCGAAAUGAUAAAACAAGUAAUCGUGAAAUUCGUCGUUUUCUUGUCGAAUUUUUACAUGUCGCUCAUCAAUUACUCGAAUCUAAUAAUAUUGGUCAAAUUCAAGAAUCCGGUCAACAAACAUUAAAUGAUUUCAAUGCUUGUAUGUUUUAUCAAAAUGAUUCUAUUCUGUCCGAUGAUCUUGUCUUUAAACUAUUGUCUAUAUCAAUGAUGCUUGUCGAUCGUAUCCUACGUACACGUAGUCGAACAGUAAAACAGACUAUACUUUUUGCUGGUAUAGCAUUUGCUGUUGCUCUAUUUUCACAUGUAGUUAAUCAUACAAUAAUACGUUUACAAAAUGCUUUCUAUCAAUUACAUGAUGCACGAACAAAAACGAAUGAAAAUGAUUCCGGAGAAGAAGAGGAACGUCGACAGGCUGAAGCCAAAGAAAAACGACGACGAAUGAAGAUAAUGAUGUCUCGACGUCGUCGACGAAGUGCUUCUUCAUCUGAUCAUAAAAGUGACGAUAGUGAAGGUUCAUUAUCGAACGAACGAGAUCAACGACGAGAUGAUUCAUCGGAUGAAGAUCGAUCAGAAGAUGAAAUACCAGAUUAUCUUUCAGGAGAUUCAUCAGAUGAAAACGAACAAAUAAAACCAACUAUUCGAGAUGAAAAAGAUAAAGAAGCCGAAGAAUUAGCAAUUAAAGUAGCACUUGAAGAGUUUAUGGAAAAAAUCAAACAAAGUGGUGCUGUUUUUCAUAAUAAUGAAUCACAACCAUCACAAGCGUCACUUUUUUCAUUUACGGAUCUAUCAACACAUUUGUUUGCUGCAUUUGCGUCUCAUGAUUGCCCAUCACCACUUUUUCUCGAUCAAACAUCAGCAGAUGAUGAUCCAUAUUCUAUGUCAACAUAUAAUUAUGACCAAACAUUUAAAUCUAUUCUUAUUGGAAAUAAACAAAUUAAUGUACCACCAGGAUUCGAACAUAAUAGUGAAGCUUUGGCAGCUGCAGAAAUCGAGCAAAAACUUGCUGAAUUCGAACUUGAACCGAUUAUGGAAAAUACAACCAAUGAAAAACAAGAAGAUAUUGAUAAUGAUCAAAAUACUCUUCAUCAUGGUACAAAAUUAAUAAUUGAAUUAUUGGAAAAUGAAUAUCUUCUCUCUGCCAUAAAAAGUUUUUGUGAUUGGCUUGCUGGCAAUAAACGACUUCUUCAAAUGCUGUUACCGAUAUCACCGGGUCUAUGGUCAAAAUUAGCUUUAUUGUUAAAUUUUCUACCGCAUGAACGAGACAUUCUAAAAAGUGGUUUAAUUCCUUCGACUUCAUCAAUUUAUCCUCUAUUAAGCAAGUUUGUUGAGACCAAAGUGUUUGUCUUUCCAUCGCCAAUGCUUGAUGAAGAUAUUCGAUUACGUGCAUUCCAGUCUUUAAAAGUUGAUCGAAAUUAUAUAAAAUUAAAUUUAAAUCAAUUAUCGUCAUUAAAUAAACUUGAAUCUACAGUAAUUCGUAUUUGUUCACUACGUCGUUUUGGUUAUUAUGCAACAUCGAUUAUACCGAAUUCUCAGUUUAUUUAUGAUAAUGAGAAAUUAUCUUUCAUUGCUACAAAUCCAUUUGAACAAUCGACUGUGACCACAGAUGAUUCAUCAAAUAAACAAACAGAUACGACUGUUGAUGAAGAACGUAAAUCUCGUUUGAUGCGUGAUAUGGCUGCGCUACGUUUACAAGCAGAAAUCAGUCAAUUAGAAAAUUGUUUAAAGAACGAAGAAUUUUCAUUACCACCAUAUCUUGUUAUUGAUUCAUCUGUACUAUGUACAAAUCUUAAUUUAGUACAAAAAUUUGUCCAGUCACAACGUUUUAUUGUUGUUAUUCCACUUGUUGUGAUUGAUAUUCUUGAUGAACUAAAAAAAGAGCAACGUGAAGCUCGUGACGCUAUUCGAUGGCUUGAAAAUCAAUUUCGUCUUGGAAAUAGAUUUAUUCGUACACAAGCUGUACAUGAACGAUUAUCAAAUCAAAAUAAAAAAAAGAACAAUAAAAAUAAAGAUUUUUUUCGUUUUCAAGAAAUGAUAGAUUGCUGUCUUUAUUUUACACAACAAAGUAAUCUCGAUAAGCAAACAACAAGCAAUUCAAUGUCAACGGUUAAUUUGCUUUUAUCAAGGCCAUUAACAAAUAAAGAACAACAAACCAUUGAAAAAGAGGGAGUGAUUGUACAACAUAUUGAUGAUUUUCAUCGUCGUUGGAAACAAUUAACACCAGAAAAAUAA
Messenger RNA from Rotaria socialis, 3054 nucleotides. NCBI's taxonomy places the organism in Eukaryota, Metazoa, Rotifera, Eurotatoria, Philodinida, Philodinidae. The record is from the annotation of a GenBank genome assembly.